GGCCGCGGGUUUGAAAAUCUAAACGGGUGGAGAAGAUAAACAUUCGCAGUAACAACUCUUACGCUGUAUGUCCAUACUUUCGCUAUGGCAUCAUCGUGUUACUAUUAACUACAGGGUAUGGUCAAAACAGAAGACAUAUUCAACAUGGCGGACGGCUGGAGAGAAGUGUUUGAAAGGAGCCGGGUGGUUCCUCCGCCCAGCCAGACAGUUCGCCUGGCUUUGGAAAACCACUUCACCCAGUCCACCGGUCUCCAGCUCCACCUCAGCCGACUCACUGCAGCUCACCUCCCGCAGACCCAGGAGAUGUCAGGGGGGGAACCAGAUGUGACCUACCAGCUGCGAGUGACCCUGUUUGACAGAAACCAUCAGCACUUCUUUGGGAAAACAUGGAGGAGUCCACCCCAGAGGAUGAACAACAACAAGAUCUCCCUCAACGAGGUCCUGUAUUUCCAUACAUCGCUGCGGUUGCCCAGCGCAGUAGUGGUCCUGGAAGUGGUGUCGUUGUCACCCAGGCCAGAUGGCUCCCAGCAGGCCCUGGGGCGAGGCUUCACUGUCCUGGAACUUUUUACCAACAGGCCAGAGGCUCAGGCUGCUGACGGGGACAGAAGGCUCAAUCUACACCAUGGAUCACCAAGAAGUCUCCUCCAUCCCCUCCUGAGGGACACCGUUGACUACAGCAGUCUCCUGAAGACGAUCGAUGGAGCACAUUUGGACUGUGCGAUAAAAAACCACCCCGCGCUGGUUUCCGUGAUGCACCUCCUGCCAGAGAAUGUCCUUACAUCUGGGAAUGAGAACAUUCCCGGCCUUGCAGCUUCUCCAACAGGAGAUGCUUUGCUGAGGCCUCAGCUGCUCAAGAUGCUGCCCUUCACCCUGAACAGACUGACCGUCUCCCUCCAGCCGUCCCUGGAGAAGUUCGAGAGCCAGCUGCUGCAGCUGAUCAAUGCCGACUGCCACAACACAAAACAACCAGGACCAGAGGGUCCUCUGAGAACAGUCGUCAUCCAGGAAAGGAGGCUUCAUGUCGGGGUCCACAACGGCUGGUGUUUCCUCGACAAGCCUCAAGUGGUGGUGCUGGAGCCCCUCGCCUCGGGGGCCAGAGGCCGAUCCGACGGUACCUCCAAACAGAGCACCCUGGUCAAGGACAGCUCUGCAAUAUCAACCCUCCCUCAGACGCUGGGCCUUCGCAGCAGCUUGGAGCUCAGGCUGACCAAUCAUCACGCUUUGGCAAUUGUCUUCCAGCUGGAGUGGGUCUUCUCCGCUCCAAUAGGCCGAGAGACGAUGCUGUCUGCCACCUCCACGUCCCGAGCGGCCUUCUUGCAGUGCCUCCGUUGGGGGAUUUGGUGCCCCUUCCAGGAGCCGGCUGACUGGAAGGGGGAAGAAAUACAGCUUGUUCUGCAAGGUGGUGCAAAGCCAAACCCUCACGGAGUCAUGGUCUACAGCACAGAGAUGUCUGCCAAAACUCAGAGCCCUGCGCCACUCUCAGCUCCAGGCUCAGCUCAGGCGAAGGAUACCGUAACGUUUCGGCUGUCGUCCGGUCUGGAAAGGAAGGCAUCCAGCCCAAAGGCAUCUCUGAGGACAAAGCAGGAGGAUGUGUCCCGUCACAGAAGAUCACCAUCAUCACCUUUACAGGCCCACAGAUAUGUACCACCAGCUUCUCCUCCAGAAUCGCCUCCAGGCCCCGGGCUCUCGCUGUCUCAGCUGGCAGCUACUUCACGCUACCCGACCAUCAGCCACUCAAGCUCGGCGUUGCCGUGGCAACAGUCGUUUCCUUCUCUGCUCCAUCCUUCCCUGUUGGCGUCGGCCCACCAGCUGUCACAUGUGGCCUGCUCAGGUGCCAGCAACAUUGCCCACCUGGAGAUGGACCUUCAUCGGGGAGGGGAUGUGUCACCGUCAGCUCAGGACGAAGGAGACCAACUUCAGGAGCUGCCCUUCACCCCUGUCCAUGCCCCUGUCAUCACACUGGGGAUGAAUAUGCCCAGUUCCUGCUCGGUCAGCUCCAGAAGCUCGCUGGCCCACCUCUACUCCGCUGGCUUCCCCGACAUCGUGGACUGUGCCGGGCAGGCGGCGGAAGUCCUGGACCCCACAGAGCCGGUGCCCUUUGACCCUCAGCGUGAAGAGACUGACCCUCUUCAGGGCAACGUGCUGGUGUUCCAGUUUCUGGCGUUUACCAGAAUACCAGCGGCAGGCGUUGGUCCCGACUGGCCUGAAAACAUCUACUUCACCUUCCAGUUCUAUCGCUUUCCACCAGUCACAUCGCAGCAGCUCAAACUACUGACCAGUGACAGGGUUCAACAGAAAGCUACUGUUCCACUUCCCUGUGUCCUGGCCUCCAUCAACAAAGACGGCACUGUCAACUCUGGCUCCCCGGGCCUGCAGGUGCAGUUCAGAGUAGACGGGGGUUUCUUGAAGCCCGGAGAGAAGCGCUGGUUCCUGCGCUACCUGGCCCUCCACACCAUGCAAAUUGACAUCUGGGACAGCGACUCAUUGCUCCUUAUAGGUUCUACUGCCGUCGAGCUCAAGUACAUGUUGCGUCAGGGUAAAUCGGCAGUGCAGGCCCUUCACGAGGUGGAGGUGCUGACCACUGAUUAUGUGGGAGAGGACACCUUGCUGACGAGCGCAGAUGUGGGCCGACGGCCAGCUCUCAGCCCCGUGACGGUCCACACCAUUAUCAGGGGCCGGCUGCACAUACGCACAGGCAACAUAGGGAGCCCAGUAGAUCCUAGCAGGAGGAGGGCAGCAGACGUGAUGGCGUCUCAUUCCAACAUCAUAACUCCUCGCGUAGUAAUCGGUGGCUUCAGAGGAGGAAGCCUGUCCUCCAGAAACAUCCUCCAACUCAAUGCGAGGAACGCUGCACAGGCACACAGGCUGGAGAUAGACGGGCAGCACGACCUAAACGAGCCCGACGGUGGGCGCCGCAAGCUCAACUGCAUGGCUGCCGUGCAUCAGCGGGAGGGCAAGGAAGAGGCUAAGAUCACGGAUCGCACUAAGGAAGCCCGGUUGGCCCGACAUCUUUAUCAGAACAAAUCCAGCGAAAAGCGCAGCAAGGCGGAGGGCAUCGCCAACAUGCUGAGCCAGGCCAUCACCACCCAGCACCUGCUCUACGCAAGCCUGGGCUCCGCUGAGUACAUGGAGUUUGUCCUUAAAAAUCCCUUUAACGUACCUCAGACGGUCACCGUUCACAGUGACGACCCUGAGCUCAGUGCCAUCACUAAUACAGAGGAGUGGAGUUACUUCAAAGCACUAACCAAAACCCCAACCCCGCUGGAGGAGAACAUGUUCCACUUGGAGGAAGGUGCCCCAGGUCCCAGGGUUUACCUUCGGCCCAAGGAGAGCAUCCACAUCCCCCUGAAAUACCAGAGUUUCCUCUGUGACCACACCAUGGCCCUUCAGGGACCAAGCUUUCAACCGACAGGCAAAGGUUCCCAGAUGGCCAAAAAGAAUCUGUCCAACAUUGUUGCUGCCAAGACCAUGAAGGUUACAUUCAAAGCACAAGACGGCAAGCCGAUGGCCAUCUGCCAGGUGAACGUGGAGCCAACACCUCACGUUGUUGACCAAACGUUCCGGCUAUACCAUCCCGAGCUGUGCUUCCUCAAGAAAGCCAUCCGCCUGCCGCCCUGGAAUGACCCAACAGUUGGAGACCCAGAUGUCAGGACUCACAUUUCCGUACGCUGCAGUGACCCGAACAUCAUCUGCCAGACAAGGAUGCUUGCGCCAGGGGAGCCUCAGGACGUGUACUUGAAAGUGCCAGGGAGUCCCAGUCCACAUAUAAAAAUGUUCUUUGUGAUGGUUUUCACUGAUAAGUGGAUGGCAGCGCCCUCCCAGAUCUGGCAGAUUUACGUGCAUUUCGUGGAGCGGGUGGAUGUCAGCUGUGUGACUGGCCAGCGGAGCUGUCAAUCCCUGGUGCUGAGGGGGAAGCAAGCCGUUCGCAAGAUCAAAUGUUUCUCAUCACAUCCCCAGGAGAUCGAGGUGGACCCAGAGGGUGUGUUCGUUUUGCCUCCCGCAGCGGUGCAGGAGCUCCAGCUGAAGGUGCAACCGUGGCGAGCAGGAAGCCGCUUCUUGUACGUGAAUGCGGUGGAUGCGGAGAACCGGCGGCUGGUCACUGCCUGGCUGCUCUGUCUCAACGUCUACCGGCCUGUACUGUCCAAGGCAUUUGAAGUGUGUGUCCCAGUCGGUGGUGGCCGUGGAAGCUCCAGGAAAAUCACUUACACCAACCCAUACACCAGCAGCCGCUCCUUUCUGCUCCGGUCUGACCAUCCAGACCUGCUCCAGUUCAAAGAGGAGAAAUUCCAGAUCAGCGGGGGAGAGAGUUACAGCAUCGGACUACGAUUCGCCCCCAGCCAGAGUCCCGGCUCGGUGGAGAUACUGGUCUACGUGAACAACCUGGAGGAGAAGACGGAGGAGACGUUCUGUGUGAAAGUCAACUACUCAUGAACUGGUGAUGUUUGUACAAACUGCUCCCCGGAAAUGUUGCCUGAUCUGUGUUUUGAGUCUAUUUUCGGAAAAAUCAAAUGAGCUGUAAAGUUUCUACUUAGUGUAAUUUUGUAUUACCAGAUUUAAGAUGAGAAUAAACGUUUUUUUAAAUCACAUGUUUUCAGUCCUGGGUACAAGGUGGAGUGUUCUGUACUGUAUGAAUGAAUGAAUGAAUGAAUGAAUGAAUGAGUAUGUUUGCAUUGGCUCAAUGAGCUUCAAUUACAGAAGGUCACAAGUCUCAAAAAUCAGAGGCAUUGUAUGCAAAACAAGAAGGCAAAGCUGCUUUCUCCAAAAAGCUUUGAACACACACCUUCUGUUUGCUCAACUAUCCACCGAAGCAAAGAAGAAACUACAUUCACUAGACUUUUAUGUACAUAAGCGAAAAUGAGGGUGCAACAAAGACACAAAAAUCUGCUGAAGUAACUGAAGAAAAACAGGGUUUUAUGUUUUGUAAUCAGCAAAGCAACAGAAAAGCAUCAAUAUAAGCGUGGAGGCUGAAUCCUAACUGUGAUCUGUCCUCUUUCUAAAUGUCCAGCAAAUGUCUGCCGGUUCAUCCCCAACCAACCAGGUGGGCCGAGGGUGAAAGCAAUAACAUUUUAUCGACUUUAAUUACCCAGCAAACCCACUUGAAUGCCACUUGAUGGUUGAGUUUUAAUCUAAGAAAAGCCAGGGGUCCGCUCUCCGAGUCCCCCUGCCUCCCAAACAACUUCUCCUCAUCAGCGGCGUUAUUAGAAACGGUGCCUUAAUGAGAUACAAGGCGCACACCUCUUCAGAUCGCCCUCAUUAACACCAGCACCCCUAAAAGCCCUCCGUCUUCUCCUUCCUGCUCGCUCUGUCUGAGAUACAGAGAGAGAGAGAGAGAGAGAGAAGGCCAUGCACAUUGUGUUAUGUAACACAGAGUUACACAAUGCGCCCCCUCCCUCCUCGCUCUCCGUCUCAUUAGAAUGCAGGCUGCAAAAUAAGCCUCAGCACAGCAGCAAAGGCUAAUAAAAAGGAAGAUGGCAACCAAGCCGGAUGCACUUCAUCUUUACCUUCUCUGAAGCACAAGCCUCGUUGUCUCCUCUAUUAUAUGUUAAUAUGUUAACAGCUUACACAUUAAAGCUUUAUUCGCUUAGUAAUUUUUCACCUGUACAACCUGUUCUGGUUCUUAUGCUCAAAGAUAAAUGAUAUAUACAAAUGAAAUGUCUGAGGCAAUCCGUCUUUCUACCUGGCCGAGAACUGGUUGCCAAAUGAUGUAAAAGGGCACAACAGCCUCUUUAGGCAUUAUAGAUUCUUUUCUAAGGUCAGAUGAUGGGAUGGCCAUUUUUAUGUUGCUAUUUUUCAUGGAUCUGUGACAAUGUCCACGAUCUUAACUCUGCCUGUUUCUCCAACUGUCUGGUUAAAUCACUGAACAAAUCGGAGAUGCGGCCAGUGAUUCAGAGUAUGCUAAAAUCCUCAGGUGAACUUUAGUAGGGCCCGUGGAUUCGGCCCCUGAUUUCUUCCAAUGUUGGGCGUGCAACGGAAGCAUCACUUAACAGCUGGUGCGGACAGGAGAAAAGAUAACACUGACAGCAGCAGUGUAAGCUGAUGAGGCAUGUGGGUUGUGUGUGCAGUUUAAAUACCCGCAUCCUGGUCUGAGCAGCAGCUUUCCGUGUGAGCUGCACGGUUGUUCUCCCAGCGUGGGGCCGAGCAGCACCGAGGCCUUAUUAGCGGUGCCAGUCUGGUUGUUGUCGGUUCCUCCUGAGGGAGCGCAGACAUCCGCCACAACAGCUCACGCUGUCUGCUCACCUUGUUAGUGCGGUUAGACGGCUCCCGUCUAGAUGCCCAGCGGAGAGUCUGCCUUGAUACUAUGCUGGAGAGUAGCUGUUGUUGUGGAGAAAAGAACAGGCCUACCUGCAUGGUGUGUGUUUGUAUGGUCUUUGUGUGUGUGUCUAAGUGGCUUACCUGAGCCAUGCGAGUGGGUGCAUGUCUAUGAGAGGAUAGAGCGACGCAGGUAUCAAAGAGCUUUGUAACUGGAGGAAUAUGCAUCCUAGCAACCAGCCCUCCUCCUCACGUACACCGCUGGCCUGGAUCGGCACUCGGAACAGCUGAGAGGAGAGAGACUGUGUGUCUUGUUGCAUUUCACCUCACGCUGCAGACCAUUAAACUGAGAACACAUAUGGAUUAAAGCAAAGGGGUUAAAAAUAAAAGGAAAAAACCACGCCCUAAUCAGUGAUGUCACAACUGGUUUGAAAACUGUCAAACGAAUGGGAAUUUAAAAGUCUUGUGUGGAUUUUUUAACAAUGAAACAGGAAGAACAAAGCAAGAGAAGUCAAGUUAAAGCAGCUGUAUGGUUUUAUCUCGGGGAGGGGGACCUGGGUCAGAUAAGCAGAGCGAGAAGGAGCUCUUAACAGAUUGAAAUUCAAUUACCUCGUUACCCGUCUCUGCAGGACCUUCCCUCAGCCCGGACUGUCCAGCACAAAGGAAAUGUCUUUGUGUCUUUCAUGUUCAUUCUUUGAGGCCUGAUGCUUCAACACAAGUUUUUCCUACGCCUAGAUGCUGGUAAACUAAGCAGCCAAUUUGCAAAAAUACUACCUGGUAUGCACACUCACAGGCAUUUGAUUAGCUCGAACAGCUUGUGCCUGAUGAUGCAGCAUUUUCGCUGCUUUGUUUUUGAGCCGUGGUACCAUGCUGUGCUUUUUCCCACCAGAGUCCUCUGCUGCAGCAACGCCUUCCCAAUGCAGCGGCGUUAAGGGGAGGAAUUGCUCUUUUCGUUGGUGGAAAAGUGCCCUAACUGCUGUGUGGGUUGGUCGUUGUAUGCAAUCGUCACGGGUUUACACCAGAGGAAAAAUAAUCCCUGCAGAGGCUGCAGGCAGCGUCAGGAAUCCUACAAAACCUUGUGUAUUUAUGGAUCUUAAAUGCACAAUACGUGUCCUCCUUAUGUGAGCCACUAAAGCCAUCAGUGCUCACUGCUGCUAAUUCACUGUACAGCUGAGGAUGAAUGCCAAAGAUAAUGUUAUGGUGGUCUUCAGGCGGGAGAUUGUUCUAUAACUGGGUCAGUGGUUCAUUAACGGCAACAGUUACAAAUUAUGUCCGUUGUCAGUGACGUGGUCUAAGUGUCCUUGAACAAUUUGUGAACUUCACAUGCUCCCUCACUGUUAAUUACUUUGGAUAGGAGUGUCAGCUAAAUGCGUAAAUUGAAACUGUAAAUUAACUCAAGUCAGGAGAGGAAAGGGGAGAGCAACUACUGGUACGGUGGGAGGUAAGGUAGCUGGAAGGCUGUGCCAAAUAAAUAGAUUCCCUCCCCCCCGGCUUAAAAGUCUUUACUUUCAUUCCCAGCUCUUUGCUGUGGACACUGGGCAACAACAAUCCCUGUAGUCAUUAGACUACAUUUGUAGAAUAAUAAACCAAAAACAUAUUGUGGGCCAGUGCCCUCUUAAAGAUUUUAUGACGGGGGGCAGUAACACAAUGUGGAUGAUGAUGUGAAAUCGACUGCGUUUGUAUUUUCUAGCUUGCGUGCGUAUUCUGCCUGCAGAGAUUUAAAUAGCUGUGUUUUUAUGUGCCUGGAGACGAGACCACCACAGUGUAGUUCACUGCAGUAACAUGUGUAAGUCUUACAAGAUCAGAAAAGGUAGAAAGGGAAUAUUUCUGGGAUAAAAAAUAUGCUCUAAGGGAUAUUGCUUUCUGUGGCUUGUUAAAUGAGAGGCUUGGAUCAAAGGUAACACUGACAGUCUUAACAUAUUCCUUUUUGAUAACAGCCACCAAUAUUAAGUGAGAGGUCUGAUCCAGAUGAGAGGAUUCCUCGCUGCUUGACACCAACAUUUCAUCAUGUUUGCUGCAUUGAAGGAAUUAAUGUUUUGGUCAUGAUCGGAAAUAUUCGAUGGUGCAUGAGAGUUCUCUUUGUUUUUUUCACAUGUAUUACCAAAAGGUGCCAUGUUUGUUUUUGAAUCAAGAAUCAAGCAGGAAGGGAUACAUUGUAGAAGAAGAGGAAGAUGAUAUGUGCACGUGCUGCUUUGACUAAUUCCAGGCCUGAGGUCAGUAAGUAUGAUCUUAAAAGCCUCAGGGAGGAGGUGUGUCUUUGAUGAUUUGCUGUUAAGAGAAUUAUUAAUAAAAAGGCUGCAGAGGUCAAACACAGUAAUGAUUACUGCAAAUCUAAAAUAAUGUUGAGCGUAUGGAUUUGUCGCUAAAAUAACUUUGCUGUCAGAGCGGUUUCACAAACUAUUUGACUAGUCGACUAAAACUACUGCUGUGUGCAGAAGUUGAUCGCUCAGCAUUACCAGAUUUACAGCAGUUAGUGCGCUGGUGAUUGUAUAUUUACUGGUGCUGUGACGAUCCCCUGUGCACAUAUCACCUUAUUUAUUGCUGUCUGGCAGCACAGCAUCACUACAGGAACCCCCAACUGUGUUCUGAUCCGCGGUGGACUGAAAGCCUAAUUUAUGCUCCUGCAGAAAAGCUUGCACAGAGAUGGUUUGCGGAGACAAGUACCUCAUAUCUGUUACAACAGCAGCAACCGUAUUAAUCAAUUCGAGGUCUAGCUUCUCCUCGUCAUCCAACUAUUCCAUCAUUUUUAUUUUUCUAGGCAUGGUGGAGCAGCGUGUGGUCAAAUUUAAGCACCUGACGAAGGAUUUGAUCCCGUCUCCAAAUAAAAAAUGAAUUUAAAAAAUGCUGAUGCCAAGCAGGUUUAGUCACCGUGAGCUACAGCACAAUGUCCCCUUUUCAUCGGGAAACACUACAUCUGCCAAGAAAGGGUUAGUGAAAAAGAGGUUUAUACACUAAUGGGGAAUUAAUAUGCACAAAAGCAUCUUCAUUACUCAUUUACAGCCCUUUUUCAAUUGGAGAAAACUGGAAGGUCAAAUUAAUUUAAUUACAAGCAGCGGUUCGUUCUGGAGGCCAGUGUUUCUAUUGGCAUACAUUUGAGAGAAAAGUCACUCGGAACACAACGGUGCUACCACUGAGUUUGCUUGCUUUCAAAUUGAAAAUGAAAUGGAUCGAUGCUGUUAAGGUGAAAUUAUUCAAUCUGCUGCAGAUACCAACUGCUCUAAUGGCAGAGGGGGAUUCAAAUUACUUAAGUGUUAGCCUGUUAUGAAUUUUAAAUGAGGAAUCAUGUCCCAUUUCGUGGGUUUAAUCAAGUCUCUUUGAAAAUCAGCCACCGGAUUUCUGGUUUAAUAUACUAACGGUUAUAAAGGAGAGAAGGGAAAUGAAAUAUGGAGUCCUGGUUGGGCGUCACGGUGCACUUUCCGUCUGUCAGCAGAAUGGCCUGGCAUAAUUAGGUAAAGCAACACAAUGGAAAAGCGCUGUGUUCAAAGCCAAGAGCUCUACUCUUUAUUUUUUUUUUUAUCUUUCAUUGACUUCACAGAUUCAGACCUAUUGGAGAGCGAGCAGCCACUUAGUGAGGCUGAGAUGUUCAUCAGAGAAACUACAGAGCUGCCUCCCGCCUUGGCCUCGUCCUUUCACAUGUACACGAUGCAUUUAAAAGCAUCAUGUGUCAGAAAUUCAGAUUCGUUGUGAUCAACUAUGGCCGUAACGUUCAUCAUAUUCUAAUCAGAUUAUGCUGCUCGACAAAGAAAUAAAUUUCUGGUAUUAACCUAUAGCUUCAAUGUUGAUUAAAAAGUGCGGUCCUAUUGACCUAAGUGCACCGCAUUAGAAAAAUUGUAAAUAUUCAUGAGGUCCCUGGGAGAUAAAUUGGGCCCUCGCCUGUGUGCCCACCUUAUCAAGCGAGGGGUCAGAGCUCAGGUAAUUUCUUACAGCAGAGUGGAGGCAGUUCAGAACCUUUUCCAUAAAAUCCAACCCAGAAUGGAAAGCUCGCACUUUACAUGAUUCCCAAUUUCAGUCAGCAAGGACUCCUUAAUGCAAGAAAUUCGGCCCCCUGGUGAUUUUCCAUCUUUAUUGCAGAUGCAGUCCGGCAGGAGGUUCAUCUGUCAAUAACAGUCACCUGUCAACAUGCCUGUUCGCUGGUCUGAUUGCUGUGUUGUACACAUUACAUUUUACAAACAAUACAAAGCUGUACUAAUCACUUUAGUUAGACAAACAAUGACUCAAAUGAUUGUGUGCCACAGAUAAUUAUGACCUAACUGAGCAGGUCUCCCUUGCUUUAUGGAGUGUUUCAGCAUCUUCAGGUUCAUUGGUUUGCUUUUACGGCCCCAAACUCUGCUGUUUUGGUUCAAUUUCAAUGCUUUCAUCAACUUAGUUUUCCAGAAGCAAAGUUGAAUUCCGCCCCCACGUUUUCCCCCCCAAAAGAAAUUAUUGAAAAAAAACUGAUUAGUGCUGCCUUAGUCUAGAAUUCCAAAUAUUAUUCUUGUUCAACAUGGAAUAAUCUGUAAAUGAGGUGCAGAAAUGUCACACUAAAGAUUUAAUGGCUUGGUUGAUAGCCUUUUUACAGCAGGAACAUAACAGCCCCGACCUAGAGCGUCCUAUAGAACCCUGGUACUACUGUUGUCUCCCCUGUCCUAUGUAUUUUACACAAUGGGUUAUUUUGGAUACAUGCCAUUAAAAAGACAAAAAAACAGAAUCUAUAUGUAUUUUUUCUGCGCUGUUAAGUCGACAAAUGAAAUAAGGACUUGUGGGAUAAACAGCAAUGGAAGAAGUGGCACUUUGUUAACGUAUUGGUUAUCCCAGUAAAAAUACAUUGUAAGUAAAAAUGAUUGUUACUGUUCGUUGUGGGUUAGUUGAUCUUGAUGUGAUACAUCUGCUUGACCAAUCACAAUCAGCAGCACUGCCAGCAACCUACGAAACAUUACCCGAAACUUGCAUUUAGUAUCACCUGCUGAGCAGCGGCCAAAUUCAUUCACAUGAAACUUGUCCCCAAAGCGGACGGACAACAGUGGAAACAAAAGCAGACCUCGUGACAAUGACUGCAAGUAAGUUUGCGUUAAAUUUAAGUGUUUCUCGGGGCAUGUUGAAGGACUUUUGGUUAGCUCUCAGGUUUUAAGUCUGUUUUUAUUUCAUGAAUUUUAUAAAUGUUUUGAGUAUUGCGUGACAGUUUUCAGGACUAGUCAGAACGAAGUUCACAUCAUUGAACCGGUGAUGAAAUCUGCACGCUACAGGACAAAGUAAAGCAUGCCUUGUGGAUUUUACAGGCUGUAGUCUAAUGUGAAUUAUUUUAGCAUUGCUGACUGUGUUGUCAUCAGCUGUUCUUCUCCAUUUGUGUUCAGCUUUUCCUCCCGCCUGUGGACAAGCUGCCAUUUCCUUCAAACUCCAGACCCCUCUGUGACCUCAGCAGCAUCUUACGUCCACGUCUCUCGCGCCAUCAAGUGCCUCUCACAUUCGAUUUGCACUUUGCCUUCCUAAAUUAAGAUGAAAGUCAGUAUUUGAUCCUUUUGGCACCGUAGACUUUGAUAGUACUCCAUGUUCCUUGGGGUCAGCCAGGUCUCUGUGCCUUGAGCCCACAGAGACUCCAUGUUCUGGCUCUGGGCAGAGG
This is a messenger RNA of Anarrhichthys ocellatus (wolf-eel), 11845 nucleotides long. It is a transcript of the gene nphp4, whose product is annotated as nephronophthisis 4. The transcript has 29 exons. Gene Ontology annotation, biological process: negative regulation of canonical Wnt signaling pathway; protein localization to ciliary transition zone. NCBI's taxonomy places the organism in Eukaryota, Metazoa, Chordata, Actinopteri, Perciformes, Anarhichadidae. Gene Ontology annotation, cellular component: ciliary transition zone; cytoskeleton; non-motile cilium. The record is from RefSeq and is a predicted model, not a curated record. Bases 118 to 4431 code for a protein of 1437 amino acids.